CCAGGGUCCGCGUGCAGAGCAUGGCGGGCGAGGGCCGGUUCCUGCCUUUAAAGGUCACUCUCGUCCGCUGCCAGCGUCAGGCCUGGGAGGACUGCGUCCUGCUCCGGCCGACACGCGGCGCCACUGCCUGCCUGACACCCGAGAACAGACACCUCGCCCAGCGAGUCCAGGAGGCCGGUGCAGUCACACAGCAGCUCCUGCCGCCAUGUCCCGGGCCGUCCUGAGCGCCGUCCUCCUCCUGGCCGUCUCCGCGCCGGCUGCCUUGGCGGUGGACUUCCUUGUUCCCACCGGCGAAGGGGCGAGCGUCCAAGAGACCAAGGUCGUUUGCAUCAACAAUAUCAACCAGUGCUGGUUCGUCUCCUACAUCAAGCCAAGCGAGCCCGUCUGUGGCAGCGACCAGGUCACCUACAACGGGGAAUGCCACCUCUGCGUCACCGUCCUCUAUAAAAAGGUUGACGUAACUAAACUGCAUGAUGGACCUUGCAAAAACUCCUGAAUCUGCCAUGAAGACGCCGGAGCUGCAGAACCCCCGACGAGCACGUGACACAACGGCCGCCUCUUCGGGUGCACCCCCCCCCGGGUGCUGGCCCCGAGCACCCCCUCAACGGCCAGGGUCGCACCCCU
Myotis myotis is the source of this 624-nucleotide messenger RNA. RefSeq names its product serine peptidase inhibitor Kazal type 8 (putative) (gene SPINK8). The transcript has 6 exons. Gene Ontology annotation, molecular function: protein binding. The coding region runs from base 206 to 496 and encodes 96 amino acids. The record is from RefSeq and is a predicted model, not a curated record. NCBI's taxonomy places the organism in Eukaryota, Metazoa, Chordata, Mammalia, Chiroptera, Vespertilionidae.